GGUUUGUGUGCAUUGAUAUAAACCCUUAAUCUGCGGCCAGUUAAACCCCGGGGAAUAAUUUAAGGAGCUGCUGGACUUUUGUGUCAGAGGAGUCCUUCACUUUCGAAAAAGGAGUCCAAGAAAGUCUCGCCUUGCCACAGCAGGCUUGAAACCCCAUCCCAACCUGUUCUUGGUCCUGGAUGUGAGAAGGAAAAGGCCCUGGAGCUGCCCUGGACCUGGUUGGAGCACCAGCACCUUGACCACGAUAACCUCAAGCAAGCUGGUGAACUGCGCCAAAGGCUGGCCGACGAGAUUGAUGGCAUCAUAAGACCAGGCAGGACAACGAAAGCAGGCAAGAAGUGGGCAGGAAUUGACUCGGGGUGUAAAGGCAAUGGGGCAACAUACCGUAAACUGGAGGAGCUGCUGAAGACUCUCCAUGGGGAGGCAGACAAGGAGCAGGCCGGGCUUCUGCAGCGCCUCUUGGAGGAAGUGGAGGUGGAGAAGAGCUACUUCCUGUGCCACUUGCUAGAAGUACAUGGGCAUCCUUUAGUAGAAGACAAGAAGGACAAAAUUACAAAAGGGCCGGCUAAGUGGAGGUCAAAGAACUCUAAGAGCCAGGAUAUCCCUGAGUCCUUCAAGGAGAGAAAGCAAUUCGUAACACAUUACUACUCAGAUUCUCAGAACCGUCCACCUAUGAAAAAGAGCAAACAGGGGUUGGAAAGCUCAUCUGAAAAGGAGGAUUCUGGGAAAAGCCCCCUCGGUUCUUCGCCAGUGGAAGAAAAGAGCAACAAGGGGGAUUUUUCUGAGACUUUACCUGAUGUGGGUUGGGCACUCCAGAGUUCUGAUCCAUCUCUGGAAAAGUUGUCUCCUUCCAGAUGUUCAGAGGACAACAUGGAAGACAUGAACGGCGCAGAUUAUGACUAUCUAGUGCGGCAGAACUCUGAGCUUCUGAGAGCGCUGGAGGACCUGGAGAAGACCGUCUCCACGCUCCGAGAAGAGAACAGCCUCCUGCGGAAGAGCAGUUGUCCUGAGACGGAGGACAAGGUGAAGAGGCUGAGGAGGAAAAAUGCUGAGCUGGCUGUCAUCGCUAAGCGUCUGGAGGAGAGGGCACACAAACUGCAGGAGGCCAAUCUUAAAGUGGUGAAUGCCCCCAUCCCUAUAAAACCCGGCGCGGUAGAGCAAUAUAAGAGAGCGUUUGCGAGGCAGCGGGCACGAGACCUAGCUCAGCACGCAGACACACUCCUCUCCAAAGACAAGGAGAUCGCCGCACUGCAGCAUGAGUGCCGACAGCUAGAGGCCAAAAUAGGACAGGACAAAGGUGGUCCUGAUCCAGCAGGAGCGGGGGAGUUUGAGCGGUUGCUGAAGGAGUCUCAGAAGGAGGUGCUGCGUCUGCAGAGGCAGCUCUCGGUCAGCUCAGCUCGGGACCAGAGCUCAGCCGGAGGAGCCGAGAAAGGGCGAGAACAAAAAGAGGCACCCGUUGUAUGUGAAACUGCACAGCCUGUAGCUGAUGAAGUCCUUGUUAAGGGGGAGGAAACCCAUGGAGAGGAGGAGGAGGAGUCUAGAGCACAAGUAACCCCAGAGAAGGACACUAGCUCCGCCCACCAGGAAGAACAGACACAAAAGGACCGUAUAGAGUUUCUGGAAAGUGAGUUGAGUAAGAAGAGAAAAGAAUGUGAGGGUCUCGAGCACGAAGCAAGGAAGAGGCAGAAGAGAUGUCUCGAUUUGGAGAGCCAGCUUGAGGAUGAACGCAUCAAAAAUGAGCGACUAACAGAGGAGGCCGAACUCCUCAGGAGGAAGGCUCAGCUGCUUGAGCAGUCCCAGGUUGAGAAUGAGGAGCUGAAGGGGGAUCUCUCUGCAGUGAGCGCUCGGUAUAGUUCAGUUCUCGAGGAGAACCAGAGACUCCGUGCCAAGCUGGAGAACCUAGAGCAGGUCCUAAAGCAUAUGCGAGAGGUCGCAGAGCGCAGGCAGCAGCUGGAACUGGAACAUGAGCAGGCACUGGCUAUCCUCAAGUUCAAACAGGAUGAAAUCAAACGACUUCAGCGGGCUCAGUUAUUUGCCAAGAGGGAACAUGAAGGAGUUGUGCAAAUGCUGGAGGGGUUGAUCCAGUUUGUAUUGCUGAGAGAGCUGGCGAAGGUACGGGAGCUGGAGCAGAAGUGCCGUAAUCAGAGCGAGCAGUUCAGCCUUCUCAGUCAAGAGCUGGACAAAUUCCGGCAGCAGGCCUCUAAGAUCGACCUGUCGGCUCCUGGGCUGCUGUGCUCCGGCCUCACGCAACUUCCUAACGGCCUCAGUCUGCCCACAGACACCGGCACUAGUGCCUCAUGGGAUGACAUCGCCUUCUGGAGUCUGGAGGGUAACGAGGCCCUCUGUGACGUCUCUGAGCAGGGUACUCAGGGCCAUGUUUCUUUCAUCAGGAGGACACACAGAGUCAUCCCUCCCAACUUUGGCUCCCACCGCAACCUUGCGACAGCUUCCCGAUCCAGCCCUGAGAACGAAUUCAAUAUGUUCUUCUUUAAGAAUAUCGUCAAAGAUAUUCUUAAAUCUGUGGCAACAACCUACCCCAUUUCCUUUUUUUUCGGAAUCUCCUGUUCACCCCUCUCUGUUUCUUUUCUUUCUUCAUUGUUCUGUCUCUUCAUCUUCUGGACAGAUUUGUCUGCUGUGCUUCGGGCCGGCUUGGCGCCAUACUCGGCGGGUCUGUCCCAUUCCGGGCGCUCGCCAGGCACCAAACACCGCGAGCUGCCCAGCCUAAACCCGAAAUCAGCCUCCACGUCCAGUACGUCUCCUCCCAAAUCUGAAAACACACACCUGUCGCCGAAAUCAGCCGCAAACUCGCGCAAAGCCAGCCCCACUCACGAGGUGGACACUGCCAGUGAGGUUGAGGAACUGGACAUCGAUGUGUCCCCUGUUCCCUUCGCAGCCAGUCGAGGAGCUGCUAAACUUCAGGUUUUCAUCGCCCGUUACAGCUACAACCCAUAUGAUGGCCCAAACGAUAACCCAGAGGUGGAGCUGCCUCUCACAGCAGGGGAAUACAUCUACGUAUACGGAGACAUGGACGAUGAUGGCUUCUAUGAAGGUGAAUUGAUGGAUGGCCGUCGAGGCCUGGUCCCAUCCAACUUUGUAGAGCGUGUCUCAGACGACGAGGCACACGAAGCCACCGACUUUUCCCACAACUCCUUCCUGGAGAGCAGCAUUCACAGCACCUCAGAGAGACCACAUCAGCACCAGCACCAUGUGCGUUUAGGCCACAGCAUCACAGACAGGACAGAGGCCUCGGCUACCAGCGACAUAAGCAAAGCCGGCACUGUGCCUUUCGUGAAUGGCUUGGACCUGGAUCUGGACUUGGAGGAUGAUACGGAGGCUCAUAUCAUGCCUCAUCCUCACAAGCUGACUCUUAUCAAACAGCUAGCUAAGAGCAUAGUGUUGGGUUGGGAGGCACCCCCAGGAGGAGUCACAGUGCGGAGCUAUAACGUCUAUGUGGACCAGAAACUGCGUCUCAGCGUGCCCACGGGGAAUCCGACGAAGGCCGUGUUAGAGCAGAUGGAUACGAGCCAUAAGGCUCACCAUGUGGCUGUGCAGAGUGUGAUGGAGCAUGGCGCCUCAGAUCCGUUGCGCUGCUGCAUGCGUGUAGGGAAGGACGUGUCCGCAGCACCCACUGAGCUGAGGGUAGAACGCAUCAUGGCCACUUCAGCCCGUGUAACCUGGCUGCCUAGCAACAGCAGUUACGCACAUGCAGUCUCUUUGAAUGGUGAGCUGCGCGAGUUGGUGCAGGCUGGCAGAUACUCACUGCGCCUUGGUGACCUUAUGCCUGGUCUGCACUACCGUGUGGAGGUGGAGGCACAACUGCCAUCAGAGCGGAGGGAGCGCAAGUGUGCUGUAACCUCCUUCACCACACUUACCGCAGGUCCUCCUGAUGCUCCUCUGGAUGUGCAGCUGGAACAGGGGCCAACCCCAGGGAUUGCUCAAGUCAGCUGGCUCCCUGUCACUAUUGAUGCUGCUGGGACUUCCAACGGGGUCCGUGUCACCGGCUACACCAUCUAUGCUGACAAGAAGAAGGUCUUGGAGGUGUCCUCGCCCACAGCGGGCAGUGCUCUAAUUGGUCCUUCUCAGAUUGAAAUGCUUCAAGCGGCGCACGAGCUCACCGUACGCACCAUGUCUCCUCAUGGUGAGUCGGCCAACUCGACGCCCGUGAAUGUGCCUGCCAAGCUACCUGCCAUAAUGGCAGGUGCCUCCAUGCCUCCCUGCCAGCCUGUGCCAGCCCACGCCAGUGUCCUAACCGCCGGUGCCGCCAACAAGGAGUCCAGUGUCCGUGCCACCUCUCUGUCAGCUGCCAAAACGCCCAUGAUGCCACUCAGCUCUAUACUAGACACAACUCCUCCUUCUCCCAUCAUGGAUGUCUAUGCCAAUACACCCAAAGUUGCCACCAGUGAUGCCCCUCUGCCCAUUGCCUCAUAUGUCGAGGCAUGGGCGAAUCCAGCUGUGGCUGCGCAGGAGGCAGGGCCACUUCCUGUUGCUAGUGCCAACCUGCAGGAAACUGUACCUGCAGCAACAGUUGUGCCCACUCCUGUGCCAGUCCCAGUGCCCAUGCCCACAGCCAGUGUUCUGGCACCUCCAGUUCAGCCCAGUGUAGCCCUUACACCAACGCUGGAGCCUAGCCGAGACACCAAUAGCCCAGGGCAACAACGUUCCGUCUCUGAUUUCCUGGAUGACCCCAUGACACACAAGUCAUCACCCACCCCCAGUGUGGCCAGAGUCAUGGUAACUGGGACAGAUAUGCUCGACGUGCCCGAUACACAUCCCCUGCGUCCACCUAACCCCUCACCUGUAGAGUCGGAGCCGGAGGGUGAUAGGGAGAACACUCGUUUGGUCUCCAUCGAAGAGUUCCUCCGGCCUGAACCUGUGGCCAGAACAAAGAUAUAUGCAGGAGGUCUGAUGGACCCUCCUCCUGACUAUCAUGUGGAAAGCAGCCGUUCAGACCUAUCCGAUAUCCUGGAGGAGGAGGAAGAAGAUCUGUACUCCGAGUCUGCCGUCGAUGUAUCACCCAAGAAGGGCAACUCUGGACCUGCAGGCAGGUCUCCAAUGCCAACUUUCCCUACUUGUGUUUCUGUAUGUGGCCUGCACACUCAAACACUCUUCCCUUAUGUAACUGCUCCAUUCCUCAUUGUUUUUGGCUGUGGACCCGUCUCUCAGCCAGAGGGGUGGGAGGCUGACAGUGACGAGGAAGUCUUGGAGAGGAUCCUGAAACUCCAUCCCCAGCUGUUUGGUAAUAAACAGCUGUUCAGUAUACCUGAGGUGACCGAGGAAGAGGACAAUAGCGAAUCGGAGCCUCACUCCAGGCCAACUCUAACCAAAGGACGCUUUCCGUGCCAGCCUGCCUCUGGAAAGUGUCAGCCAUGUGGGGACAAAGCCAAAAUAGCAAGGAACAGAGGGACCACGCAGGUUCAGCUUCGACCUCGCAUGAAUUACAUGAGCAUGGUGGACACCACCAACUAUGAAGAUGAUGAAGAGGCGGACCUCGAUUCAGAAAGCAGUCUGUAUGUGGGUCCCUGCAGCAGGGAGGUGACACCACGACGUUCACAUCGGGUAGACAGAGAACGAGACAGACUUCGCAGAGAAGCCCUACUUCGCAGCCACAUGUCCUCCCACCUUACCAAUUCAGGGGUGACAGCACAAGGGCCGUACAUGCUCAGCAGGACAGCUCGCCACGUCAAGACACCUACCGUAGAGAUAGAUGUUGAGUACGGGACAGAUAACGAUGAUGAGGCAUCACAGUCCGACCCUGGAGAGGUUGUGGUGGAGCAGAUGAGCUCAGAGUGGUGGGUGGAGGGCGGAAAUCAUGAUUACCACCAUGCCUCGUCUCAACGACAGUCCAAACAGGAUACACUUAACAUCAUAGCUUCUGGUCACCACCAAUGGGUGUGUUGCAUCACUUCUUCUGCAACUGUAGCUCCCCUUGGGAUUAACCCACCCUAUGUCCAUGUGUGUGGCUUGCUUCAGGAGGCUGCCAGUCUAGCGGACUCGGGACCAACCUGGUGCGGCCCCAGAGACAACUCUCCAAAAUUAAAUCGAUCGGAGACCAGAUUGCCUAGAGAUGUUGCCGAGCCAAGGCCAAUCGGUGACAGUGAAGUACGGAUUUUCGUUGCCCUCUUCCCAUACGAUCCUUCAACAAUGUCACCCAAUCGCGAUGCAGCAGAGGAGGAGCUUCCCUUCAGGGAGGGACAGAUCAUUAAGGUCUACGGUGAUAAGGACGCAGAUGGGUUUUACCGGGGCGAGUCAGGUGGCCGUCACGGUUAUGUGCCCUGUAACAUGGUCUCUGAGAUUCAGGUGGACGAUGAGGAGACCAGAGAUCAGCUGCUACAGCAGGGCUUCCUGUCCACUGAGACUUCUAUAGAGAAGAUGGGCGCACGCUCACUCGCUCAGCUUCCGCACCGUCCGGCUCCACCACCCAAACCUAGACGCUCCAAGAAAGUGGAAUCUACAGGAGUUUUGGAGGACAGUUCUAACACUGAGUCCUCCAACCAAGAUAAUGCACGACACUCAACCAUUGCCAUGGGAAACCCUGUGCCUCGCAGGAUGGUGGCCAUCUUUGAUUACGACCCAAGAGAAAGCUCCCCUAAUGCUGACAUAGAGGCUGAGCUGACUUUUAACGCUGGAGACAUCAUCUAUGUGUUUGGAGACAUGGAUGACGAUGGCUUCUUUUACGGGGAUUUAAAUGGACAGAAAGGGCUGGUACCUUCCAACUUCCUUCAGGCUUUUCCCGAGAGCGGGGAUGACUCAGCAGAACCCGAGCACACUCUAGCCAGCAGCCGGAGAGACUCACAGGUGAGUCACGCUGCGUCUGUAGACCAGACGGAGCCCCUAAAGUCAAGUCCUCCAGACGAGCCCCAGACUGAACCCAAUUCUCAACCUGAAUCGCUCCUUCCAAACCAGCAGCCUGAGCACCACCCGGGUCCUUCUCCAUUAUCAGGCCAUCCUCUUCCUGUCCUCCAUCCCCCAGGGGACCAUGCUGUCACCAACACCUCUCCACCUGGCAAAAAGAAAAAAGGUUUCUUCUCUAAAGGGAAGAAGCUCUUCAAGAAGCUGGGCUCCAGCAAGAAGGAAUAAAAGCUAAAGACUGUUACAUUGACUAAUUCGCUGAUUGCACUUUCUCCAUGUUGAUGUUAAUUCGUCUGCAUGUAUUUGUGAUUUCAUGGGUAGAUUUAGGGUAGGACACAGACGUCACACUCUGUGACCGAUUGGUGCUUGCUUUUUUUUUUUUUUUUUUUUUUUUUAAUUCUCUGGUUUGUUUUGUCUCCUUUUGCCACCAUGAUAAAGGUGUGUUCUUCUUCCUUAGCUUCACAGUACAACUUCUGACUUGUAAAAAAACAAAACAAAAAAAAAAUCACAUCUUUAUCAAACUAGUAAAUACACAGAAUAUUCUGAAAGCUAUGACUCACCAGUGGGUGAUGUCAAAUUCUAAACAAACACCGAACCAACAAUGCUGGCUUUGUUUUAAAGUUAAAAUAGUUGUAAUAUAACGUCAGGAUUUAACUUUACAGCCCUGGUUUACUAAGAUGCACUAAUUUAGAUGUGUAGCAAAUUAAUGUGUACAAGUAGUCAGUGAUUUACACAGUAUAAUUGUGUGAAUUACAUCAAAGUACAGAGAGGAAACAGUAUACGUUUUGUGUGCGCUAAAUGCGUGCACUAAAUGUUUCUAGUAUGUGCGGAGAGUUCAAGUUUAAUGUCAGCUAACACAAACCAGUGAGAUUUAAAAAAAAAAAAAAAAAAAAAAAAGCUCAAAACAGGCUUCCACAAAUUUAACACAUGCCCUUCAUGUGUAUUAAUUUGCGCAAACAAACCGUGUCCCUGAACUGACAUUCAGGUUUAGUAAAUCGCAUUGCAGGUACAAAAUGAACGGAUUUGCAUUGACUUCUCCCUGUAUUUUGCGCCUCUAGAUAACAAUGCCUCAAAUUGCAUAAUCAUUAAACCAAAAACAUGGAACGAACGAGACAUGCUACUUUUCUCGUGUCUAAGCAGCAACCCUUCAUACUUAGACAGGUUUAUACUCAUUGUCUAUCACACAGUCCCAUAUCAUUUUCUGAUAUUGACCACAUGAUAAAUCGUUAUCAGAAAGACGUAAAAAGCUCGCCCGUGUCAUCUUCCGAGUCUGAAGAGAUAAGCAGCUCAGAAUAGAAGUCUAGAAUAGAGCGGUCAUCUCGUAAUUACUGUGACGCCAAUGAAUGCACUAUAAGACUACAGGUAGUGACUUAAAACGAUCCUUUUUUGCUCCCCGAGUUGAAUCGUCAUGUUGUCAUGGUGAAAACAUCAGAUCAGUUUAGAUUAGAUGAGGUGGAUGUGGGUUUUUUUGUUUUGUUUGUGCUUUCAGCCUUUAAGGUUGUCUCAUUGCUGUUCGUGUAUUAUAUGGCAAUAAGGUUAAAUCCUGUUGUAUGCAGGUGUGCAUUAUGUAAUAUUUCUGUCACAAUUUCUCUCGAAAGAUUCACAUUACAGUGGGGAAAGAGUAGAAUUUGUUCAGCUGCUGUGUGUACUAAACAAGUACGUUCCUUCAGUGUAUAAGGACAAACUUCUGGAGGUUUCCUCUGGUCUGUCUUUGCCUCGCUCAUGGGACUCAAGUAGCACCAAAAGGCUUGUGUGUGUGUGCGUAAAAGAGGGAAAUUCAUCAUUCGUGCAUGUGUGGGCUGAAAAUUAGUAUGAAAACACAUUCACGGUAUACAGAGUGACUCCUGUCCGAUAUGCUGUAGUUAUUUAGCUCUGCUUUGAGGACUAACUAUGUGUAAAGCAUAAGUAUGAUGUUCAUCUGUCAUGAAGGGUUUUCAUUGUACGAUUUUUGGCCAGUUUUUGCUGUCGCAGGCUAUAAUAUCACACACAUACAAGAAUUCUUCAGUCGUGACUUAAAAAUGGUGGACUUCGAAUGGAUAAUGGGAUCAAUUCAGUACCACUGCAACCAAAGACAGCAACUGUCAGAAUUUUUUUUUAAAUUAAAAUCUCAACGUGUGACCUGUUCUGUAAUGUUCAUCUAAACAACACAGGACAGACAGCUACGAAUACGGUAGCGGCAAAAUAUGACGAAAUAUAAACAAAAAUCCUGACUUGCUCACAUUAAUUAAUCUAAAGUUACACGUCUAGGCCCUCGUACAGUGAGUUGCAGCUCUAACAGACAGGCAAAAAUCCUUAUGACCUCAAGUUCACGUUGAAGAAUGUAUUCAUUUACUCAUAACAUCACUACUGUUAUAACGAGGGCUUGUUCCUGUUUAUACAAUGAUUUUCUGUACGAGCCCAGGUUGUGCUGAUUAAUAACCUAAACAGGACACAGUAGUUCUCAGUAAUCAUGAUAUAAUCUGACACAGAGAGCAUGCUAUUAUACAGUCUGUUAUAGAUUUCAGCCAAGGUUUCUGUUGGAUCAGCUCAUACAGCAUGACAUACAGUGUAAUAUUAAAAAGAUGCUGAAAUCUCGCAGUGUAAAACUGGCUUAACUGGCGGUGUAUCAGGUGAACACGGUGGCUGUUCCAAACCAGAACAUCACACACUCUUGCCAAACCUUUUGGUGCUCUUUGUGUUACUAUGGCAGUAGGGAGCUGAUGAGAGAGCGGGGUCCAAGCACCAGAUACUCUAUAGACCAGAAGUCCAGGUCUAGGAUUCUGCUCAAGUUCACUUUGGUUCUGUGCUGAACCAGUAGAUAUAUUUUAAUUAAAUGCUGACUGUGUUAAUCUUAAAAUAUUUAAAAACAGCAGCCCUGAUGGAGGCACUGUACUGUACAGUCAAACUAUUUCUCUCUCCGUAGCCUGUAGGUAACUCUAGGCAAGCAAUGAUCCCUAAGCUGUACUAUAGUCCUAAAACUUGCUUUUCAACCAGCUACUGUAGUUCGCAGGCUUGCACCACAUUGAUCCCAGUGCUUUCGCUAGCGCUAAGCUACUCUCUGCUAAUCUGCACCCACAGCUAGACCACAGUAACUUACUAGCCUUACAAGACCUUGUUUAGUCUUACUACGAUGUUUACUUUUACUGUACUUCUACUGACUGCAUGCAUGAAGGUGUCGCACCCAGACACGGCCUUAUUUAUCGAUAUUUAAGUAUUUAUAAUAUUACCUUGCAUUUCUUUACUUCUACAAUGUAUUUGUAGGAUGUUUUUUUAAAAAACUGGCUACAGUGGAGGCCAAGCUGGAAGAUAUCAGCUGAUACUUUGGUGUGUGUACAGUGAUGAUGUACAGUGUUCAGGUCAACGGUUUGCACUUUGUGAUUUUGACGUACGGUAUUUUCAAACAGUACGAGAAGCUUUAUUCUCACGUCAGUCUCUCAGAAUUUCUGCAAGUGUCACACGGAGAACAGGAACCUGUUUUGUAAAUCUGAGGUUUUGUAAUCAAUUUUUGAAACUUGUAAAUAGUUCUUUUUUCACAAUUUUCUUUUUCCACAAUUUUCUUUUUCUUUUUUUUUUUCCUCUUUAUUUUGCAUGUUGAAGCAGGUUUUGGCGUGAUGACUAGUAAGAUCACUAUUGCGCAUUGAAGGAGGAAAUUGUCAUUUAGGCUGACCUUUUUACAGAAAUAAAAUCUAUUUUUACAGAAAAAUCUUAUGUUUUGUGGUGAUUUUGUGCGUGGAAAAAUAUGGAAAGGUUUUUAGUUCAAUGAUACUUUCUGUAAAAACAUAGUGUAUGCAUGUAGACAAAGCUAAAAAUACAACAGACAACAAAGAGUGUUUUUUUUUUUCAGUUUUAUUAAUGAAAAGGAAAAGUGAAAUCAGAUACAACAAUGUUGCACACUUAAACGUUAUGUCCAGAACAAAUCAGACAUGUUAGCAACAACUAGCUUGGCUUUGUUUCUUCAUAUGCAGCAGCUCAUGUGGCCUAAAAUUUACACAGUGAGCUAUGCACAGUCUUAUGAAACAAAGCCAGUUCCUCUUUUUCUCUGUCCACCAUGUUGAGUCGUUAAAGUGUGAGAACGUUCUCCCAGUAGC
Ictalurus furcatus (blue catfish) is the source of this 10916-nucleotide messenger RNA. Its product is annotated as peripheral-type benzodiazepine receptor-associated protein 1. NCBI's taxonomy places the organism in Eukaryota, Metazoa, Chordata, Actinopteri, Siluriformes, Ictaluridae. Gene Ontology annotation, biological process: neuromuscular synaptic transmission. Bases 673 to 7077 code for a protein of 2134 amino acids. Gene Ontology annotation, molecular function: protein binding. The record is from RefSeq and is a predicted model, not a curated record. The transcript has 34 exons.